Molecule: messenger RNA, 1812 nt
Organism: Penicillium bovifimosum
Lineage: Eukaryota; Fungi; Ascomycota; Eurotiomycetes; Eurotiales; Aspergillaceae
Product: transcription factor domain-containing protein
Exons: 4
Coding region: 1-1812 (603 amino acids)
Biological process (GO): DNA-templated transcription
Molecular function (GO): DNA binding; zinc ion binding
Source: RefSeq, a predicted model, not a curated record
AUGACCCUUGCACCAACUGCAAAAAGUCCGAGGUGGAGUGCAAGUAAGCCAUACACGAGAAAACGCAAGCGCUUCACCAACAGCCUGUCUCCAGGGCGAAAUGUGACGGGUUCUGCAUCUUUGAGUCAGACACCUCGGAGUUCGCAGGUUCCCGCCGAGUUGGAGAUUCAGCCACAGCGGAACUCUUUCAGCGUGCCUCACAGAGGAAACGGACCAGAAGCUAACGUUGGUCUGCCUGCGAGUAAUGGCGAACCUUUCAUCAAGGAAGAGAGCUAUCGCGGGCGCGACGAAUAUGUCGGCGGCAGCGUCCCAUUCGAUGAAAAUAUGGUCAAGCCCGGUCGCGAAACCACGUACACGAACCCCAAAGAAUCAGUAGCUGAUUUGCAAAUGCUUCGCGACCAAGGCGUCUUCGAAUUACCUCCAAUAUCGGUACAAAAAGAGCUAAUCGCGAGUUUCAACACGCAUUGUGCGCCUUGGACCCCCGUUGUGGAUCCGAAAUGGCUGGAUGAGAGUGCGCCAUCGAUGCUGCUUCUGCAGGCGAUUUUUCUCGCUGGGAGCAGAGUUUCAAAAGCUCAUCUCGAUUAUGGCUCUAGCGAGACGAGCGAAACUGCUUUUUUCUUCGGUGGUUGCGACAAUCCUUUGAUUUCGAUUGUCGCCGCUUGCCUCCUGCAUUGGUAUAACCCUGUCGGGCCUGAGGAUGUGUCUACCGAUACCAGUGGCUUUUGGAUUCGCACGGCUGGAGCAAUGGCCUUUCAGAUUGGGCUACACAAGGAGCCAUCACCACAUGCUCGAGAUCGUGGGCUGAGGAGAAGACUGUGGUGGUCUCUGGUGGUCCGCGACAAUAUAAUUUCCGUUGGGGUUGGCCGACCAAGGACCAUCAAUCUGCGUGACAGCAAUGUCCUUCCACCAUCAAUGAGCGAUUUCCCCGUGAAGAACUUCAAAUCCCGGUUGUUCCUAGCCUAUUGCACGAUAUCGCAGCUUCUGGGAGACACAGUAGAGUCCCAUCUGCGACAAGAAAUCUCCCUCCAAAGGAAAAUCGAUCUUGAAAAUGCCGUCUACAGAUGGGCAAAACAAGUCAUUCCCAAACUCCAAUCAUCUGUCGCCGAGCAAGAAGAUGCGCCCAUCUGUACCCUCCAAAUCCGGCAGAUGCUGAUCAUGUAUUUCGUCGUGAUCACCAUUCUCCAUCGUUCCCCCACGCCAGGCAGCGUACCACCCGCAGCAUCGCUGGUCGCCUCUUCCUUUAUCGCCGGGAUCUACGAAGAAUUCCUGCUUCGAGAUGAGCUCAGAUACUUAGGGCCCGUCUUUGCAUUCUAUCCACUCUGUGCUGGAGUCUCACUCCUUUCCAGCUGUCGCUAUGCACAUCUGCAGAGCACCGCCGAGCACGAAAUAACAGUUAUGAAGCUCUCUUUACAAAAACUGUCUGAAAGAUGGCUCUCGGCCGUCGGACCUUUGCGUGCCUUGAAUAACUUGACUGAGAAAGUUCGUGAGCAGGGUCACUUUGAGGAGCCACCGCCCACGCUUGACUCGGAUGUAGCGUCCUUCUUUGAAGGAUUUGACUCCAAACUGUGCAAGCAAUGGCAGACUUUUGGUCAGUCACCUGAGACUCCCAGUGCAAACACAGGUAUCGCACCUACUUGUACCUUGACGGAUAUUCAUGAUCCCAAUGAUGGGCUGGGGACGAUCGAUGGCCCAGCGGGGCAAUCGAUAGAUGCUUAUGACUUUACCUCGCUUGAUGUCAGUUUGGAUCCUUUCAGCAAUAAUUGGGAAGGGGCUGGGUUUGAUUGGAGUGGCUCCUGGCUACUUAAUAUAUGA